AUGACCUCCAUCUUUCACGGCUCCUCGCCCUCUCCAAGUUCACUCCCCAACGAGAAGAGGUCCUUCCCCGGCUUCUUGAUGACGAAUAAACAUGGCAACGGCCAUAGCCAUAGCCACAACCCGUUCCCCCAGAAACUUAAGAACUUCUUCCGCAUCAACAGCUUAGCAAGCAAUGGUGAGAAGAGUGAGGGCUCCAUAAAGCCGGAGAGCAAGGGCUCCUCCUUUCGACAAUCCAAAUUCUUCCCAAGCGUCGGCCGAAAUCGAUCCGCCACGGUAGCCAGCGAAGGCAAUGCAUUAGAUGACGGUGUCAGUCCCACGGCCCACGCCAACCCCUACUUUGCACAUCAAGGUCCUCCUGCGCUCCGGCAUCACAAUGAAGGCUCCGUUCCUCCCAGCCCACCCGAUACCCCCGUGCUGAAGAUUGACGGUGCCUCCGGCGCAAACGACCAGGCUACAAUUGCUGGGAAGGAGGAAUUGGCAAGGAAGUUGAGGAGAGUCGCAAGUGCUCCAAAUGCACAGGGUCUUUUCUCGUCUGGCAAGGGAAGUGCGGAUAGGCCUGCUACGGCUGAAUUGGGCAAGGAGCCUUUGGCACAUAAUGCUAGCACAAGCAUGCUGGCUUUGAUUGACUCGAAAUCUGGCGAUGCCGGUGGCGCCUCCCUCACCAUACCAACACAAGAUGGACUUGCAGCUCUACAGCCUCCGAAUCUGCGGAAUGCGAUGGCAUUCAGGAGGACGUAUAGUUCCAAUUCGAUUAAAGUGCGGAACGUCGAGGUUAGCCCAGCAAGCUUUGAUAAGAUCAAGUUGAUUGGCAAAGGCGACGUCGGGAAGGUAUACCUUGUGCGGGAGAAGAAGAGCAGCAGGCUAUAUGCCAUGAAGAUUCUGAGCAAGAAGGAGAUGAUAAAACGCAACAAGAUCAAGAGGGCUUUAGCCGAACAAGAGAUCCUCGCGACCAGCAACCACCCCUUCAUUGUUACCCUAUAUCACUCGUUCCAGUCCGAGGACCACCUGUACCUGUGCAUGGAAUAUUGCAGUGGUGGAGAAUUCUUCAGGGCCCUACAAACUCGACCUGGCAGGUGUAUACCAGAGGAUGAUGCAAGGUUCUAUGCUGCGGAGGUUACAGCUGCAUUGGAGUAUCUUCAUCUGAUGGGGUUCAUCUAUAGGGAUCUUAAGCCAGAAAACAUUCUCCUACACCAGUCGGGACAUAUUAUGUUAUCAGACUUUGAUCUCUCCAAGCAGUCGGAUCCUGGUGGAAAGCCUACCAUGAUUCUUGGUCGAAAUGGCGCAAACACGAACUCGUUACCUACGAUCGAUACCAAGUCCUGCAUAGCUAAUUUCCGAACGAAUUCAUUCGUUGGAACGGAAGAAUACAUCGCCCCGGAAGUUAUCAAAGGCUGCGGACAUACAAGCGCUGUGGACUGGUGGACCCUUGGCAUUUUGAUUUACGAGAUGUUGUUCGGUACUACCCCGUUCAAGGGCAAGAAUCGGAAUGCUACCUUUGCGAAUAUCUUGCGAGAUGAUGUCCCGUUCCCAGAACACUCUGGAUCUCCCCAGGUUUCAAAUCUCUGCAAGUCUUUAAUCCGCAAGCUACUGAUCAAAGAUGAAAACCGUCGAUUAGGGGCUCGUGCUGGAGCAUCGGAUGUCAAAGGCCAUCCCUUCUUCCGAACCACACAGUGGGCUCUUAUUCGACAUAUGAAGCCACCAAUGAUACCACAUCAAGGCAGAGGUAUCGAUACGGUCAAUUUCAGAAAUGUCAAGGAGAGUGAGAGUGUUGAUAUCAGUGGGAGCAAAGGAAGCCCACUGCCAAAGGGUGUCCCUCUUGACUCUGGAUUGGCGACUCCCGGCGCGGAAGUCGUCGAUCCAUUUGAGGAGUUUAACUCGGUGACGCUCCACCAUGACGGAGACGAACACCAUCACGAGGACCAGAACAAUGGACGGUAUGAUGGAAGGGGUUGA
Messenger RNA from Venustampulla echinocandica, 1953 nucleotides. RefSeq names its product putative serine kinase ppk14. The coding region runs from base 1 to 1953 and encodes 650 amino acids. Gene Ontology annotation, cellular component: nucleus; cytoplasm; plasma membrane. The transcript has 4 exons. Gene Ontology annotation, molecular function: protein serine/threonine kinase activity; ATP binding. Gene Ontology annotation, biological process: protein phosphorylation. The record is from RefSeq and is a predicted model, not a curated record. NCBI's taxonomy places the organism in Eukaryota, Fungi, Ascomycota, Leotiomycetes, Helotiales, Pleuroascaceae.